AUGGCCAUCCUGUUGCGGCACGGCCUGCGCGCCAGCAAGCACGCAACGGUGAGCGCGCGCGCGCUCUCCGUCGUCCCAUUCGACGAGGCAAAGCAGAUCGCCGCGGCGAAAGAGAUCGACGACCGCGGCCGGGCCUGCGGCCUCAAGUUCUACCAGUGCUCCUGGGUCGACCUCUUCGGCGUCCAGCGCAGCAAGCUCGUGCCGGCCGCAAGGAUUGGCGAGAUCGCGUCCGGCGGCGCGGGCUUCGCCGGCUUCGCCGCGCACCUCGACAUAGACCCGACGACCGGCGACCUCCUCGCGAUGCCCGACGCGGCGACGCUCGCGCCGCUGCCCUGGCGGCCCGAGGUCGGCUGGCUCGCCUGCGAUCUCGUCCACGAGGGCGCCGAGCUCGCGCCAGCGCUCGCGCACGGCCCGCGGAACGUGCUCCGGAGCGUCUUGGCGAAGCUCGAGGACCGCGGCUUGGCCCUGAAGACGGGCGUCGAGUGCGAGUUCUUCCUGCUGGGCGGCGAGGGCCCGCCGGCCGUCGCCGACGCGCUCGACACGCAGGGCAAGCCCUGCUACGACGCGCACGCGCUCAUGCGGCGCUUCGACUUCAUCGGUGAGUUGUGCGAGCACAUGGAGGCCCUGGGCUGGGGCCCGUACCAGGCGGACCACGAGGACGCGAACGGCCAGUUCGAGAUCAACUGGGACUUCGACGACGCGCUCGCGACGGCGGACCGCGUCGUCUUCUUCAAGUACAUGGUGCGGUCGCUCGCCGAGGCCCGGGGCCUGCGGGCGACGUUCAUGCCCAAGCCCUUCGCGCACCUCACGGGCAGCGGCUGCCACGCGCACUGCAGCCUCCACGACGCGUCCACGGGCGCGAACGUCUCCGGCGGCGGCGCGGGCCCCCACGGCCUCUCGCCCGCGGCGUCGUCCUUCGUCGCCGGCGUACUGGAAAGCGUCCGCGGCGUCGCCGCGCUCACGAACCCGACGGUCAACUCCUACAAGCGGCUCGGAGCGCGGUCGACGGCCAGCGGCGCGACGUGGUCCCCGAACGCGGCGACGUGGGCGGGCAACAACCGCACGGCGCUCGUGCGCGUGCCCGACGACCGGCGCUUCGAGCUGCGCCUCGCGGACAUGUCCUGCAACCCCUACCUCGCCGCGGCGGCCGUCGCCGCCGCGGGCCUCGACGGCCUCGAGCGCGAAAUGGUACUUCCGCCGCCGUCGGACCUCAACCUCUUCGACGCCGCGGACCCGGCGGCGCGCGCGGCCGUCGCCGCGGCGACGCCCCUCCCGUCGGAGCUCCGCGACGCGCUCGACGCGCUCGACGGCGACGCGGGGCUCCGCGCGGGCCUCGGCGACGCGUUCGUCGACAGCUACCUCAAGCUCCGGCGGGCCCACUGGGCCGACUACGCCGCGACGCUGUCGCCCUUCGAGUUCGACCACUACCUCGACUGCUGA
Molecule: messenger RNA, 1440 nt
Organism: Aureococcus anophagefferens
Lineage: Eukaryota; Pelagophyceae; Pelagomonadales; Pelagomonadaceae
Gene: GS5
Exons: 2
Coding region: 1-1440 (479 amino acids)
Molecular function (GO): glutamine synthetase activity
Source: RefSeq, a predicted model, not a curated record